Molecule: messenger RNA, 1347 nt
Organism: Blumeria graminis f. sp. triticale
Lineage: Eukaryota; Fungi; Ascomycota; Leotiomycetes; Helotiales; Erysiphaceae
Source: the annotation of a GenBank genome assembly
AUGCAAACGACCAAAAGGAAAUUUAACGCACUGCUGAACAGUAUAGGCUCGCGUCCUUCAUCCAGCUCAAAAGAUUCGAAAGAUCUCUUGCAAACGCGAUCAAAAAUAUCUCCAUUGAGCGAAGAAUUACUGUCUAAGAAGCGACGGGUCAGCGCCUCGGCUUCAAACCAAGGUUUGCAACGUCUAGAGGUCUCAGGGCUGAUACCGCUAUCCUCAGACCAAGAUAUCAGACUCAUGCAUUCAAAAGUAACCAUCAAUUCAGGGGAAUCGCUCAAAUAUGCCCCCUGGGACAGAGACGAAUUUCUCAAGCGUCUUCAGUCCUUUUCAAACAUCUCAUACUGGACGCCAAAACCUCCGCGAGUGAACGAAGUGCAGUGGGCCAAGAGAGGAUGGAUCUGCCAGAAAUUUGAAAGGGUCCGCUGCUGCUCAUGCAACGUUGAGAUUAUUGUGAAACUUAAUCGAAAGGAGGUAGAUGGAAAGGAGCAGCCUGUUUAUGUGGCCCACGCCAUAGAGGAUGAGCUAGUCAAUAAGUAUGUCGAUUUAAUCGUUAGUUCACAUCACGAAGAUUGUUUAUGGAGAAAACGUGGCUGUGAUGAUUCUAUAUUCAAAUUGCCACUUCAUCACCCAGCAACUGUCUUGGUAGACUUGAAGCAAAGGUAUGAGGAAUUGAAAGCAAGCGGUCAACAUCUACCAUAUUUGCACAACUUGAGGCUUCCGGAUGCAUUUGACUUGGAGAGAACAAUACAACAGCUCCCUAGCGACUUUUUGUGUUCACCCAACAAAUCCGACCAAAUAAAUACGACGGAGGUAGAUAGGGUUGCCUUUGCCAUGGCAUUAGCUGGAUGGCAAGGGCAUAGGCAUGUUCAGUUUGGACUGCAAGUCACCUCAGCAUCCUGCCAGGCAUGUUUUAGGGUUCUAGGACUAUGGAUCUUCAGAAGCAAGGAAAUGAAUGAAGCAGGAGAGGAAUUAUUAGGUGCGACGAUGAACUGUCUCGACGUAGUCGGGGAACAUCGCGCAUACUGUCCAUGGAGAAAUCCAGCCUCACAGAAUGGAUAUAAAAUUGAUGAGCCACGCAGUGAUGCUCUGCCUGGCUGGAAAAUCGUCUUACGUGUAAUAAACAAUGAGGUAUUAUUAAGCAAACAGCAAGUCCAAACAACAAUGGCUCCUCGAAGAAUAGGAGAAUCUUACGAUGAAUCUAAUGAUGUAGAUACUUCUAGCACUCGUAGCGCCAAGGACAAAGAGAUAAAAUCCAGACUUAUGCGGGUUCGAAGCCUCUUCGAUCCGAGCAGUGCAAGAAAAAAUAUCAAGAAUGGACUUCGUCACCGAGUUAAGCAAACGAAUACUUAG